Molecule: messenger RNA, 504 nt
Organism: Suillus plorans
Lineage: Eukaryota; Fungi; Basidiomycota; Agaricomycetes; Boletales; Suillaceae
Exons: 4
Coding region: 1-504 (167 amino acids)
Source: RefSeq, a predicted model, not a curated record
AUGGACAACAUUACAGAGGAUGUCUAUGUGAAGCAAGAGACCCUGCUGCCUGAGGGAAAUGAAGCUGGCAGCAUUGGUACUACCUCAAUUGAUGCCCCAGACUUUGUGAUGUUGCAGUCCAUACUCAUGGAGGCCUCAAAAGGUGUCACAGAGGGCACUGACAAUGAGUACAAGAGCAUCAUGGGCAUUCAAAAUGCCUCUCCAUACUCACUCAACAGGAAAUUUUUCUGGAAAAUGGAUGGAUUUGUCCCUCUUGCUCCAGACACAGAAGACUCUGGCAAUGCAAUGGAUCUUCCCAUGUCCAUCUUCACUUUUGGAGGGAGCACUGCGCUGCCUGAGGACGGUGUUUACUUCAUCAACACUCACCUCAUUACUACUACUGUGGGCGAUGAACCUGUGCUCGAGCUGUAUUGUGUUGAUCACAUCCAGCCUUUGGAUAGUGCCCGCACCCUGGACACUGCAAAUGCGAGCGGAUGGCUUGUAUCAAAUAAUUUGUACAACUGA